GUUUUGAUUGUGCUCUAUAAACAAUAUGGAGACAUGCUGUGUAGUUAUCAUAAAUGGUAAAACGGUUGGAUCUAGAUUAGAAAUCUAAAUCAAGUUACAAAAUUACAUUUCCAUAGUAGAAAAAAUAAACUAGAUUACAAUAUAUAUUAGAUAUAUAUCUAAUAUAAAAUGUCAUCAGAUAAACUUUGCAGUAGUUUAUUGGUUAUUAUAUUAGACACCAAUCCCAUAUGGUGGGGGAAAAAAAGGCUUUCAGGAGAGAAGUUGAACUUGACCCAUUGUGUGGACAGCGUGGCUGUACUAGCCAACUCUCACCUCAUGUUAAAUCAUAAAAAUAAACUUGCAGUCAUAGCGGCACACACAGAUCACAGUGUGUUUCUGUAUCCACGACCUCCAUCUGAACACACUUCACCUCCCAAAGCACCAUUAGAUGGACAGUUUGAAGUUUUCAACCAAGUGGAGAAUCAGCUGCGAUCAGAAAUAAAAAAAUUAAUUGCAUCUGAUAAGCAAAAACUUGAUGAAAUGUUUGAGCCUGUGGAGCUUCCUUCUGAUUCCUUAGUUGCUGGGGCCAUGUGUAAAGCACUAUGUUAUAUACACAGACUUGGAAAAGAGUGCCCUAUUGGAGAAACCUUAACCUCUAGAAUCUUGAUAAUAAAAGGCUCAGAGGAUUGUCCAUCGCAAUACAUGAACUUUAUGAAUGCAGUUUUUACAGCUCAAAAGCAGAAUAUCAUUAUAGAUGCUUGUGUUCUAGAUGCUGAUUCAGGUCUCUUACAGCAGGCCUGUGAUAUUACUGGUGGUACUUACCUGAAAAUUCCUCAACCACUUGGGCUUUUACAGUAUCUUACAUGGGUUUUCCUGCCAGACUUUGAGAUGAGGUCAAAAAUGACCCUGCCACCUCGUGCUCAAGUAGAUUACAGAGCUGCUUGUUUUUGUCAUCGAAAUCUCAUAGACAUAGGAUACGUCUGCUCUGUUUGUCUUUCUAUUUAUUGUACAUUCAGUCCUAUUUGUUCAACCUGUCAGACAACUUUCAAAAUACUUGGACCUCAAAAAUUGAUGAAGAAGAAGAAAAAAAUUUAGCCAUAUUUUUGUUAUUUUACAUUAAAACAUUUUUUUUAAUGA
Messenger RNA from Biomphalaria glabrata, 1116 nucleotides. RefSeq names its product general transcription factor IIH subunit 3-like. Lineage: Eukaryota; Metazoa; Mollusca; Gastropoda; Planorbidae. The coding region runs from base 169 to 1074 and encodes 301 amino acids. Gene Ontology annotation, cellular component: transcription factor TFIIH core complex; transcription factor TFIIH holo complex. The record is from RefSeq and is a predicted model, not a curated record. The transcript is spliced from 12 exons. Gene Ontology annotation, biological process: regulation of DNA-templated transcription; nucleotide-excision repair.